CUUGACCUCAGACAGGCAUGCAGAAGCGCAUGAUUGACGAUACGGAUCGACGAAUGACCCAAUUGUUGCAAAAGGUUGACGACCAUGAACUCAACAGCGACGUACUUCAUCAAUUAUGCCAGCUUUGUCAAGCUAUGGAAAAGGGCGAUUUCACAGAAGCCUUGGAUAUGCAUGUUAAGCUCAUGACAAAGGCGUACGACGACCAUGGUCAAUGGAUACUUGGUUUAAAGCGACUAAUAGAUUUAGAUGAAAAGACCACCAAAUAGAUAUAAAAUUUAAAAUAAUAAAUAACUUAAUGACCACAGAAAA
Molecule: messenger RNA, 309 nt
Organism: Umbelopsis ramanniana AG
Lineage: Eukaryota; Fungi; Mucoromycota; Umbelopsidomycetes; Umbelopsidales; Umbelopsidaceae
Exons: 2
Coding region: 18-266 (82 amino acids)
Biological process (GO): endoplasmic reticulum organization; endoplasmic reticulum to Golgi vesicle-mediated transport; intracellular protein transport
Cellular component (GO): COPII vesicle coat; endoplasmic reticulum exit site
Molecular function (GO): structural molecule activity
Source: RefSeq, a predicted model, not a curated record